AUGGCCAGCGCACUGGGGAUGCGCACUCGACCAAAUCUGUCAAGCCACGUCCUUUGGCAUGCUGUGACUGGACCCUUUACACCGAAGGCUGGGUGCUUUCGACUCCUAUCUUCUACGCAAUCGGGUGAAGGAGAAGGGCGCAACAGCGCAAGCUUGCAGGGACGAACCUGUAUGGUUACAGGAGGGACCUCAGGGAUUGGAUAUGCGAUUGCGAAGAAGUUUGUUCAGGAGGGUACGUCAAAGGUGACUCUAAUUGGCCGGUCAGAGGAGAGGCUAGAGACCGCGGCGGCACAACUACGCGCAUCUACAGCAAAGAGCAAUGGUAUCACGCCCGAAGUGGAAAUUGUGAUACAAAUAGGAGACAUUGGAAAAGCAGGUGAAUGGCUACGAAAUCUGGAGAAGGCAAUGACAGAUACAGACAUUCUAGUGAACGCUGCUGGAAUAUCACACUCUAAGAUUUUACCCAAGACUGAACCAGAUGAAGUCUCUCAGAUUCUCCAAACCAAUCUGGAAGGAGCGAUCUUGACAUCACGGGCAUUCAUGCGCGCUGCAAUCCGUGGCCGUGUGCGCAGCCGCAGUGAGUCUCCUAAGUCAUCCAGCAAACCCUCCAAAUGCAUUAUCAACAUCUCUUCCCUCCUUGCCCUGAAGGGCGGCGUAGGGGCUGUUCCAUAUGCAGCCUCCAAAGCUGGUCUGCUUGGUCUGACGAGGUCGUUGGCCACAGAGGCAGCUGCAUCCAUGAGAGAUGUCAUCAUCCGCUCUAACGCAAUUGUGCCCGGGUAUAUCGAGACGCCUAUGAUAUCAGAUUUCUCCGAUGGAGAAGUUGCCCGGCUGAAAGAUUCGAUUCCGCUGCACCGAUUUGGCAGGCCAGAAGAGGUGGCAGAUGCGGCUGUCUUCCUAGCACAAAAUGAAUACGCCAAUAACUGUGUUCUUAACCUUGACGGAGGCUUGAGUGCGGUUUGA
Molecule: messenger RNA, 960 nt
Organism: Penicillium chermesinum
Lineage: Eukaryota; Fungi; Ascomycota; Eurotiomycetes; Eurotiales; Aspergillaceae
Product: SDR family NAD(P)-dependent oxidoreductase
Exons: 3
Coding region: 1-960 (319 amino acids)
Molecular function (GO): oxidoreductase activity, acting on the CH-OH group of donors, NAD or NADP as acceptor
Source: RefSeq, a predicted model, not a curated record